This is a messenger RNA of Lates calcarifer (barramundi perch), 533 nucleotides long. Its product is annotated as HLA class I histocompatibility antigen, alpha chain F-like. Lineage: Eukaryota; Metazoa; Chordata; Actinopteri; Centropomidae. The annotation marks the transcript as partial. The record is from RefSeq and is a predicted model, not a curated record. The transcript is spliced from 3 exons.
CUAAAGACAGAGACCUGGAUCGCUCCAACACCACAGGCUGUCAUCACCAAACACAAGUGGGACAAUGACAGAGCUGGAUUAUUUACAUUAAGAACUACCUGACCCAGGUUUGUCCUGAGUGGCUGAAGAAGUAUGUGAACUAUGGGAGGAGCUCUCUGCUGAGAACAGCCCUUCCCUCAGUGUCUCUCCUCCAGAAGACUCCCUCCUCUCCAGUCAGCUGCCACGCUACAGGUUUCUACCCUGACAGAGCCAUGAUGUUCUGGAGGAAAGAUGGAGAGGAGCUUGAUGAGGACGUGGACCAAGGAGAGAUCCUCCCCAACCAUGAUGGAACCUUCCAGAUGAGUGUUGACCUGAAAUCACCUGCACCUGGAGACUGGGAGAGGUAUGAAUGCGUGUUUCAGCUCUCUGGUGUGAAGCAGGACAUCAUCAAAAGACUGGACAAAGCAGGGAUCAGGACCAACAGGGGUCAGGCUGGAAUCACAGCUCUCCAUAUUAGUUUUAAAGUUAUUAGAGCUGCUUCAGCACUGUUCCUG